This is a messenger RNA of Hyalella azteca, 2540 nucleotides long. Its product is annotated as guanine nucleotide-binding protein G(s) subunit alpha. Bases 258 to 1460 code for a protein of 400 amino acids. NCBI's taxonomy places the organism in Eukaryota, Metazoa, Arthropoda, Malacostraca, Amphipoda, Hyalellidae. Gene Ontology annotation, cellular component: heterotrimeric G-protein complex. Gene Ontology annotation, biological process: adenylate cyclase-modulating G protein-coupled receptor signaling pathway. The record is from RefSeq and is a predicted model, not a curated record. Gene Ontology annotation, molecular function: G-protein beta/gamma-subunit complex binding; GTPase activity; G protein-coupled receptor binding. The transcript has 10 exons.
AGCUAACAGAGAUAAAACUAUGUCCCUACUUUCUAAGCAGCUCAUCUGUUGUAGAUCUGCUAAGUAAAAAAAUCAAUUAAAUUCUUCAUCAUAAGUAAUAAAAUUCUCGGAUACAACUGUUAGUGUAAUGGAUGUAUAAAGAGAAUGUUCAUGUAAUAACCGUAGAAUUACCUGUACAUAAUUCCUUGGUCAUCGACUACAGAGAAUUUUUCCGAAAUUCUUUGUAAAAAAUAGAUAGAUCGAAUUACUUUGACGUCAUGAAGCUGUUAUGCGUGCAAGAUCCCGAGCGAGCUGUCAGCAAAGCGUACGAUAAGCAAAUCUCUGAAUGGAAGAAAACUUACGACCAAGCCAUCAAACUCUUGCUUCUUGGCGCAGGGGAGUCUGGCAAGACGACAAUCAUCAAGCAGAUGAAAAUCUUGCAUAUCAGUGGCUUUUCUGAGGACGAAAAGAGAGAAAAAACCCUGGAAAUCCGGAGGAAUGUUCUGGAUUCAAUCGUCACUUUAUGCCAGAAUAUGGAGAAGGUUGGCUGCGUGCUCGCCGACCCCGCGAACGAAGAAGCGCUGGUCCAGGUCCUACAGUGCAGCAUAAACCAGCCAGGGAAGACCAUGGAAGAAACGCUCGACCAGAAAUUUUAUGAUAACGUCGCUGCCCUAUGGAAAGAUGAUGGAAUUCAAUCAACUUACGCUCAGCAGCAUAAAUACCAGCUCAUCGACUGUGCUAAGUAUUUCUUAGAUAAAUUGGAGAACUUGAGGGAUCCAUCAUAUGAGCCCAGCGUGCAGGAUAUCCUGAACAGCAGAAAAAUGACCACAGAUAUUCAGAAAAUUGAAUUCAAGACUGAUAUUCCCAAAAAAUAUGGCGGCGGCAAGCAGACUUUUUGGAUGUUCGACGUUGGAGGACAGAAAGGGGAGCGCAACAAAUGGAUCCAGGUAUUCGACGGCAUUCAGGCAGUGCUAUUCCUGGUCGCCACGAACAGCUUUGAUCAGAUGACCAGAGAAGACGACACCACCAACAGACUUGAAGACUCCUUGGAUAUUUUCGACAACGUCUGGACCUCUCGGUUCCUACAGAGCGCUGGGUUUAUAAUCUUCCUCAACAAGCAAGACAAACUCAAGGAAAAAGUCGUCACAGAGAAGAGAUCUCUGAGCGAACAUUUUCCUGACUUUGAUAAGUAUGAAGUAAAUGCAAGAGAUCAAGUGGCCGGUGAGGAUCCCGAGUAUUUGCGAGCUCGCUGUUACAUCAGAGACCUCUUCAUUGAAAUCACCAAAAGACCGAUGCCUGAUUCAGUUCGUAGAAAAAUAUCCAUUGCGCCGGGCAUCAAAUUUAACGAAGAAGGAGGACCUAAGAAGGAGUGCUACCCACACUUCACCACCGCCACGGACACCGACAACGUCAAGCUCGUCUUCGAAGACGUGCACAACAUGAUCAUCCUCACAAACUUGAGCCAGAUUGGCAUGUAUUAACUCACAGGAUCUUCUAGAUAGUUUGAAUGAAAAAUAUGCUGCAAAUGUAUUUGAACAUCAACUUUAUUUGUGAUGAAGAUGACUGUUGUAUGACGACUUACGGCGGGACAUUUCUCCGGUUCACCGACAAUUCAGUAGAUAAAUGCUGCUUGUGUCCUGACGGAGCUAUAACGAAUUUUUAACGGAGGAUGUAAAGUGUACUUAACGAUCAAAGAGUGUAAUACUAUCCUUAAACUGAGGGCAUUAAGUGUUAAUAUGGCUUCAUUCUACAGCAAUUUCAUUAGUAAUGUCUAUUAGUAAUCAGUGCAAUUACUCUUUUUUCUAUAUAAUUCAAUACGACAUUUAUGAAAUUAUGCUUUCGAUUUCUAUUUAUUUCUCUAAUUGUGUAUUAAUGAAAGCAGUCAUAACAUUGUUCUUUGAUGAGAAUGAAAUGGCGCCUAUGCCGAAUAUACAACACUGUUGAGCCCCACAACUAUAUUAGUUGUGAAGGCCGUAUAGAUGUUUUUCGGUGAAGCCUCUAUUUCCUCCUUCACCAGUUGUAAACAUUAGUGUUUUUAUAGAUGCAUUUUUACUUGUGCCAUUUUUUAGACUAACUGUAACUGUGUACUGGUUAUUAAUUUAACUUUACCGAAACAUUCACAUAUUUGCAAUUAUAUCUUUUUAAUUAUUUCAUGUAAUUUAAUCCGCAGCCAGUUAGAUCCCAAUCAGCAAGUAAUUUAGAACUCCGACGAAGAACUUUAUUUUACUCUGUUUUAUUACAAUCACUAAUUACAUAUGUAAAACAAACCAGAUGAUAUCAUCAACAUUGAGGACUUGAUGUUAUGAACUAAUUACUCCACGAAAGUUUUCCCUUGAAUAAUUUCGAAAUUUUUCUCAAAUAAUUGAUGCCGAAAAAAAUGUAUGUAAAUCGACUUUGGAGAGAUAAAAGUUUCUCAUAUAGUGGUACUGAUUUGGGCCGACGACAUCUGUGAAUAGUAGGCGAAAUUUCUGUGGCAAUAGUCAUAAAUAUUGACGUGUUGGUAUUGUAAAUUUUUUAUUGUAGUACAAGCGUUUAAAUCAAUUACAUAAAUAAGCCCGGCU